AUGGGUGAUCUAACAGAUUUAGUUGCUAGAAGGGGUGUAAUUAAAGGUCAAUUAAGCCGGUUUGAAACAUUUAUAAAUAAUAUAAGGGAUAAUGAAUUGCAAUUCAUAGAAUUACGUCUUCGGAAAUCGAAAUGUGAAGAAAAUUGGGAUAAAUUUGCAGACAUUCAGUCAAAAAUUGAAAUAUUAGACAGUUCAGGGAAACAAUUAGAUGAAAGGGUUAGUUUCGAAGAUAAUUAUAUUAGGAUUAUUGCGUUAGCUGAGGGUAAAUUACAAAAUUCAUACGAUGGUUCUAAAAAUGCGGGUAUUAGCAAAAACACGGAAAAUCGGGCUCCAUCGGAAAGAGGAGCAUUAUUAAAACAUACGAAUAAUCGGGCUCCAACGGAAAGAGGAGCAUUGGUAAAAAAUAGGGACAAUCGGGCUCAAACGGAAAGGCGGAAUCAUAGGGUAGAAGGCUGUACUAUGCCAGGUUGCAGUGCUUGUGGUAGAAAUCAUAAUAUUCUGCCACAUAUUUCAGGGAAUUUCGGUAGAAAUAUUUCGGAUUCGGUAAAUACAAAUGUGGCUAGUCGCGGGACACCACAAACGGAUAAUAAUACGGUACCUGUUUUUUCGGGAACAGGUUACGAAAUACGGUUUACGGGAAAUACGGUUACGGAAAAUACGGUUACGGAAAAUACGGUUACGGAAAAUACGGUUACGGAAAAUGAGGUUACGGAACAUACGACUGCGGGAAAUGCGGUUACGGGAACCCGGGUUAAUAAUAAUAAUACGGCAAAUAAUACGGUAAAUCGGAUUAACUCGGGUAAUAAUAAUGAUAGGGAAGACACUGCUAAAACGGCACAUAAUACGGGAAAUCAGGUUAAUAAUAACAACACGGCAAAUAAUACGGCAAAUCGGAUUAAUUCGGGUAAUAACAAUAAUAGGGAAAGCACUGUUAACACAGCGGAUAAUUCGGGAAAUAAUUAUAAUGAAAAUUCGAAGGCUCAAGGGAAUACAGAAGGUACGCGGACUUGUGAACAGGAUCUUGUUCACAGUUACAAAUCGGUGAGGAUAUCGGAAAAUACGGAUUCAAGGGAGAUUUUAUUAUCUACGGAACAUUUACAAAUAAUGGAAAAAUCGGGAAAAUUAAGUGACUGUAAAGCAUUAUUAGACGGUGCUUCAAAAUCAAACUUUAUGACUAAAGAAUUAUGGGAAAAGACAGGACUAAAGUCCUUUAAAGUAAAUAUACCGGUAAAAGGGAUAGAGUACAAUUGCACAAGCAUAAGGGAUUCGGUUAACUUAACGGUACGGUCUAAAUGUAAUAGUUUUCAAAUGGACGGUUGUUUCUUAGCCAUUGAUAAAAUAGAUUUAACAUAG
Diabrotica virgifera virgifera (western corn rootworm) is the source of this 1353-nucleotide messenger RNA. Its product is annotated as ras guanine nucleotide exchange factor Q-like. Lineage: Eukaryota; Metazoa; Arthropoda; Insecta; Coleoptera; Chrysomelidae. The record is from RefSeq and is a predicted model, not a curated record. The coding region runs from base 1 to 1353 and encodes 450 amino acids. The transcript has 2 exons.